GGUGCUAGAAGAGACCGCUUGGCAUUCAUUGGUUGUUUAUGUCACAUGACCGCAUAUUUGGUGGAGUUUAGCCCACAGUUAUGUUUUACAGGCUUUUACGUGUCCAUUAUUAUUCUUAUUAAAUUACAGCACGUCAGAAAAGUAAACAAUCAAAUAACAGACAAAGUACUAUCAUUUAAACAUCAGUGUAACACAAGUGUGGAUUUACAUCUUAAUUCUCCUUAAAAAGUCGAAAAUGUACUAAUCGUGAGGGAAACAUAACCGUGUUCGUGAGGGACGUCACCCUUAAACGUGUUUGUCGUUGAUAUUAGCCUGUAAGACAAGUUCAGGGUAUAAUAGCUUUAGUGUUGUGUUGACUACACGAUGCAAGUUAGCUUGUUUUGUUUGCUACAUUUUCUUUCCUAUAGUUGACUAUACUAGUCAUAAAAUGUCACAACCUGUACAUUUGUCAUUUCCCCAGCUGGAUGGAGGCUUGCGGAAGAUUCGUUAUAUUAAUUUGGUGAAUAAUUCGUCUUUCACUCUCAGAGAGUGUCCACAAAAGGCUGCAGCGAUGGUUCCUCUCUUUUUAGCAGCCGAUCUCUUCUCCAACACCAACUUCCGGCCUGAGAACCAUCCCAGGUGUCACGCUAAAUACGCCAAGAAGGGGCUCGCCACCAAAUUACAUUUUUCUUCAGCCUUCAGGUUCCGUGGCUUAAAGGUCCCCACGUCCAACAACAGCCUUUGGUUUUACAGCAUUCAUGGGCUUUUUCGAGUGGCUUUUGAACUGUACACCAAGCAGGAGCAGCUUGCAGUGGUGGAGAACUUCCAGGAUCUUUGGAAAUCUCAGAUAAACGACAGCCCGCUGAAGGCGAGCUACAGCCUCAGGGAGCAGCUGGACGUCCGUUGUGGUGCUGACACCAGGAUGGAUGGGUUGGCGCUGGAGGCCACGGGAGCAAACAUCUCAUCAGAACACGAUCACUGCUACUUUUCACAGCAAGGGCGGCCGCUUGUGUCAACACUGAGGAGGAAACUGAAGAGCUUGGAUGAUCAACUUUCCUCCGAGGCGGAGAGCUUCACACAGCAGCAGUUGGAGACCCUGCUGCUCUUUUUGCAUCACACGGAACGAUGCUUCGAUGGGACGCUUCAGGAACAGGAUGUGACUGAAUCGGUGCUAGCGCUACUCAACUCCAAAGAAUGGAGCUGCGUUUAUUCCAGCCCGCUGCUCAACGGUGUGGCCCGCUGGCUCGGCCGCCAGUUCAGCGCGGCCAACUGCAGCGUGAGCCGUGGCGUGGAGGGUUUCAAAGUGCGGCACAUCGACAGGAUCAGCGAGCUGCCGCCUGCCGAGGAAUUGGCUGAUGAGCUUUUCCCAGAGGCCAUGCGGACGCUGUUGCUCCAUUGGAUGGGACUGAGCGAGGAGGCGGACGCGGCCAAGCGACGGAGCGAGUAUCCCAUCCUGCUUCUCAUCCUGGAGUUUGCCAACCACAACCUCAUCACCGGGGUGGCUCAUGUCCUCUACUCCAGUCUCAUCUGCAAAUAAAUAGAAUUCUGACAUUCCGGCAGAUUUGUUUUUCCAACACAUUCUGGCAAAAUUGGAAUCUACUGAUUAUUCCCCGUCUGUCUUCAUUCAUUCAUUCAUUUUCUACCGCUUUUCCUCACAAGGGUCGGGGGGGGGGCUGGAGCCUAUCCCAGCU
This is a messenger RNA of Doryrhamphus excisus (bluestripe pipefish), 1670 nucleotides long. RefSeq lists its product as uncharacterized. The record is from RefSeq and is a predicted model, not a curated record. Lineage: Eukaryota; Metazoa; Chordata; Actinopteri; Syngnathiformes; Syngnathidae.